AUGGCUGGAAUCAACCUCACAAACUCUGUCCCUUCAACAUUCAUUCUAACAGGCAUCCCUGGCCUGGAAGCUGAGCAUCUCUGGAUUUCCAUCCCUUUCGCUAUCUUCUACAUGAUUGGAAUGUUGGGAAAUUUCACACUUCUGUUUGUUGUAGGCAAAGAGGAGACCCUGCACAAGCCGAUGUACUUGCUGCUCUGCAUGCUGGCACUCACAGACAUUGGCACGACUACCUCCAUCAUGCCAAAGGCACUGUUUAUAUUUUGGUUCAAUCUGAAUAUUAUUACGGUGGGUGGCUGCCUCACCCAGAUGUUCUUCCUUCAUUCAGUUUCCAUUAUGCACUCAGCCGUCCUCAUGGCAAUGGCCUUCGAUCGCUAUGUUGCCAUAUGUAGGCCUCUGAGAUACACCACCAUCCUCACUAACACACGAAUAGCUAUAUUAGGGCUAGUGGGUUUGAUAAGAUCGGUUCUCUUAGCUCUUCCCUUGCCCUUGUUCCUGAGCCGGCAGCCAUUCUGUCCUAACCUCAUUAUCUCUCACACACACUGUGAGCAUAUAGCUGUGGUGAAGCUGUCAUGUGCAGAUACCACUGUCAACAGGACAUAUGGCUUGAUGAUGGCCUUUGUAGUCAUGGGAUCAGACCUGAUGCUCAUUGCCCUGUCCUACAGUCUGAUCACCAGGGCCAUCCUCAGAAUCUCCUCCAGGAAAGCUCAUCAGAAAGCCCUUAACACCUGUACAGCCCACAUCUGUGUGAUGCUGACAUCUUAUUCAUCCGUCCUCUUCACCACUCUGACACACCGGUUUGGUCAGGGCAUUGCUCCCUAUGUACACAUCAUCUUGGCUGACCUCUUCUUCCUUGUCCCCCCCAUGCUCAACCCUAUCAUUUAUGGGGUCAAAACCAAAGAGCUUGGGGACAAAGUGGGGAAAUACACCUGCAGGGUGAUCAGCUGGGCCACUGAAUUUAAGUCUGCCAGACAAGUGGGGGAAAGGAGAUCUCCCUGUUAA
Molecule: messenger RNA, 999 nt
Organism: Gopherus flavomarginatus (Mexican gopher tortoise)
Lineage: Eukaryota; Metazoa; Chordata; Testudines; Testudinidae
Product: olfactory receptor 52P1-like
Exons: 1
Coding region: 1-999 (332 amino acids)
Biological process (GO): G protein-coupled receptor signaling pathway
Cellular component (GO): membrane
Molecular function (GO): olfactory receptor activity; G protein-coupled receptor activity
Source: RefSeq, a predicted model, not a curated record